Molecule: messenger RNA, 1275 nt
Organism: Perkinsus marinus ATCC 50983
Lineage: Eukaryota; Perkinsozoa; Perkinsida; Perkinsidae
Exons: 11
Coding region: 1-1275 (424 amino acids)
Source: RefSeq, a predicted model, not a curated record
AUGCCAUCCGUUGGUGACAACCGCGGCAGGUCCGGCGAGCGGGAGGUCUCUCGUCCCGUUUUGCUUAGUGCAGCUCAUUCGAUGAUGGGAAGAGGGUCCACGACGGAACAUGCGGUUAAAGGGGAGGCUUAUUCUUCCGCCGAUGGCCCUGAGAGGGAGCCUCCGACCGAGCAGGAGGCUGGUGCCGUUGACAAGGAGGGCCAACCGGCCGCUGACAAGGCGAGGGAGGAGUGGAAGGAGGACGAGAAGCCCAACUCCUCGGGCUGGGGGAAGUCUGAUGGAUGGGAUGGGAAGUCCUCCUCGGACCGGAGAGAGGCCAAGCUGUCUCCCGAGGCUGCUGAGUCGAAGGCCUUGGGAGGCAGCUUGUGGAGAAGCUCUUGGGAUCCGGAGUGGCGGUCCCAUGCUAGGAGUGCUCCUGCCGCAGGCAACAGACGAAACUAUUCGUCUUCGUCAUGGGAUAUGCCCCCUGAUUGGGAUCCUCAAAAGGAGUAUGAUGAGCUCCCCGCAAGCCAGCGGGCCAUUCUUGAGAACAACUUCAUUGGUCUGUCUGACGGGGAGAAAUACUAUGGUCUAGAGAAGGGCUGGCUCUACUGUGAGCUGUGCCGGAAGAAGACGAGUAUUUCCUUUGACAUUAUGAGCACCCAUCUGCAGUCUGAGAAGCACCAACGGUAUCUUAGGUGGAUGGAAAUGCAACCUGAUGAAGCUCGAAUGAAGGCUAUUGAGGAUAUGCAGCUCACGAACUCGCCUUCUAAGGAGGACCUUUCGGCAGCUGUAGUGCCGACGGGUGAGGGUGGGAGUGGUGGUAACUCUCCCGUAAUUAAGCAGGAGGAUCUACCUAAAUUCAUUGAACUGAGGCCGGACUGUUUUUAUUGUACACUUUGUGAUGCUCGGCCCCAGGCGUGGUCAUCUCUAGAGGGUCACAUUGCUGGUCAGAGGCAUAGAAGUCGAUAUGAGAGGGCCGAGUGGGAGCAGUCGGGCCAGGCUGCUAGCUGGUAUGAACAGAUAGCGGCCUCCUCGGUAUCGACUACGGCUCCUGCCCUUCCCUGGACCUAUUCAAGCACCUCUUCGACCUCUGUAUCAACGUCCUCGGUAUGGCAGCAUUCACAGCCUUGGCAGCAGCCACGAGUGGCAGCGGAACGACCGCUUUUCGCGCCAAAUGGCCGCCUUCUGCCUCCUGGAUUUCGCUACGCCCGGGCUCAAGCGAAGGCCAAGGCUGUUAAGGCCGCUGGACCGCCAAGCCGAGAGACGUUUAAAGCUGAUGGUGUGUUGGUGUGA